Molecule: messenger RNA, 7099 nt
Organism: Cheilinus undulatus (humphead wrasse)
Lineage: Eukaryota; Metazoa; Chordata; Actinopteri; Labriformes; Labridae
Gene: ap1g1
Product: adaptor related protein complex 1 subunit gamma 1
Exons: 24
Coding region: 134-2605 (823 amino acids)
Biological process (GO): intracellular protein transport; Golgi to vacuole transport; receptor-mediated endocytosis
Cellular component (GO): membrane coat; AP-1 adaptor complex; Golgi apparatus
Molecular function (GO): clathrin-cargo adaptor activity
Source: RefSeq, a predicted model, not a curated record
GUCAGUGUAACCCUCCGCCUGCGGUAGAUGUGCUGAGGCUGGAGUAGCCACCAUUUUGCAUGUCUAGUGUGUUCCUCCCUCUAUUGCUAAUAGAGACGAUUCCAGUUAUUUUCUGGCAUCAUUACGGCUAAGAAUGCCAGCUCCGAUCAGACUGCGGGAGCUGAUCCGGACUAUCCGGACGGCACGGACCCAGGCAGAGGAGCGUGAGAUGAUCCAGAAAGAGUGUGCUGCUAUCCGCUCGUCCUUUAGAGAGGAAGACAAUACAUACCGUUGCAGAAAUGUGGCGAAGCUACUUUAUAUGCACAUGUUGGGCUACCCAGCUCACUUUGGGCAGCUGGAGUGCCUGAAGCUGAUUGCGUCCCAGAAGUUCACUGACAAACGAAUAGGUUAUUUGGGAGCUAUGCUGCUGUUGGAUGAGCGGCAGGACGUCCACCUACUAAUGACAAAUUGCAUCAAGAAUGACUUGAAUCACAGCACACAGUACGUCCAGGGCCUGGCCUUGUGCACUCUUGGCUGCAUGGGUUCCUCAGAAAUGUGUCGUGACUUGGCUGGGGAAGUUGAGAAGCUGCUCAAAACAUCCAACUCCUACUUAAGGAAAAAGGCGGCGUUGUGUGCAGUCCAUGUCAUCAGGAAGGUUCCAGAACUUAUGGAAAUGUUCCUUCCAGCCACAAAAAACCUGCUGAGCGAGAAAAACCAUGGUGUUCUCCAUACAUCAGUUGUCCUCCUAACUGAGAUGUGUGAAAGAAGUCCUGACAUGCUGGCCCACUUCAGAAAGAAUGAGAAGCUGGUUCCACAGUUGGUAAGAAUCCUGAAGAACCUUAUCAUGUCUGGAUACUCUCCUGAGCAUGAUGUUUCAGGCAUAAGUGAUCCAUUCCUGCAGGUGCGGAUAUUGAGACUACUGAGAAUUUUAGGCAAGAGCGAUGAUGAGUCCAGUGAAGCGAUGAAUGACAUUCUUGCACAGGUUGCAACAAACACAGAGACAAGUAAAAAUGUAGGCAAUGCAAUUCUGUACGAGACUGUACUGACUAUAAUGGACAUCAAGUCUGAAAGCGGGCUGAGGGUCUUGGCCAUUAACAUACUGGGACGCUUCCUUCUUAACAAUGACAAAAAUAUCAGAUAUGUGGCAUUGACAUCUCUACUAAAGACGGUUCAGACAGACCACAAUGCAGUUCAGAGGCAUCGGAGCACCAUUGUGGACUGUUUAAAAGACCUGGAUGUGUCCAUCAAGAGACGUGCAAUGGAGCUGAGCUUUGCCCUGGUGAAUGGCAACAACAUAAGGGGCAUGAUGAAAGAGCUCCUCUACUUCCUGGACUCGUGUGACCCUGAAUUCAAGGCAGACUGUGCAUCAGGAGUCUUUUUAGCUGCAGAAAAGUACGCUCCUUCAAAAAGAUGGCACAUAGACACCAUCAUGAGAGUCCUGACAACAGCAGGGAGCUAUGUGCGAGAUGAUUCUGUUCCCAACCUCAUUCAACUCAUCACUAACAGUGUGGAGAUGCAUGCCUACACAGUACAGAGACUUUACAAAGCACUACUGGAUGACAUUUCGCAGCAACCUCUAGUGCAGGUGGCAUCCUGGUGCAUAGGAGAGUACGGAGACCUGUUGGUGUCUGGACAGUGUGAAGAGGAGGAGCCUAUUCAGGUGUCUGAAGAUGAAGUUCUGGAUGUGCUUGAAGGUCUUCUUGUGUCCAACCUGUCCACACCUGUGACCCGGGGUUAUGCUCUCACUGCCAUCAUGAAGCUGUCUACUCGCUUCAGCAGUGUCAACCGAAUCAAGAAGGUGGUUUCAAUUUAUGGCAGCAGCAUCGACGUGGAGCUUCAGCAGAGAGCAGUGGAGUACAAUGCGCUUUUCAAGAAAUAUGACCACAUGAGGCCAGCUCUUCUAGAACGAAUGCCCGUCAUGGAGAAGACGGCUUCUAAUGGCCCCACGGAAAUAGUCCAGACAAAUGGGGAGACGGAGCCCUCUGUUGUGGAACCGAAACAUCCACCACCUGUCACCCAGCCAGCCAACCAGGCUAAUGACCUAUUAGACCUGCUUGGCAGUAAUGAUGUGGUGUCAGUGAUCCAGACCACAAUGCCCACUAAACCAGCCUCAGUUGGAGGAGAGCUGCUUGAUCUGCUGGGUGAUCUCUCACUAAGUGGUGGCCCUCCCCCUGCUCCUGCUCCCUCUGUGCCCACUUCCCAACCCUCUUUCCUCCUGGAUGGGCUCUCCUCACAGCCCCUCUUUAAUGAUAUUGCAGCUGCAGCUAUUCCUCCUAUGACAGCAUACAACAAGAACGGUCUGAAAAUAGACUUCACGUUUGAGAGAGCUAACCCCAAUCCAAACAUCGCAGUCAUCACCAUCCAUGCUUCCAACUCAACAGAGGCAGAUAUGACGGACUUUGUUUUUCAGGCUGCAGUACCAAAGACAUUCCAGCUGCAGCUCCUCUCUCCUAGCAGUAAUGUUGUCCCAGCACUCAACCAGGGAACUGUCACACAGGUCAUCAGAGUCCUCAACCCACAGAAGCAACAGCUACGAAUGAGGAUCAAGCUGACAUACACCCUCAAAGGCUCGCCUGUGCAAGACCUGGCUGAGGUUAAUAACUUCCCCCCUCAGUCCUGGCAGUGAUGGGCUGCUUCUGUCGCUCUUUAAAGCCCCACCAAGGGAACUAUGAAAACGAUUUUCCUUUCACCUCCCUCCUUUUCUUCCAACGGAUCCCCCUGUGACGUCACUGCAGUCCGCUGCCCUCAAGUUGCAUGGGAAGCAGCAGAGCAUCUAACAGGAGAAAAAUACAGAUGUUACGAAGACCCUUUUGACUAUUGGAAUCCCCAGAAUAAUUGGGAAACAUAUCAAUCAAUGAACUUUUGUAUUUUCUUUUCUUAAUUGGUUUUCAUUAACUCUUUGCGUAGUUGUACAAUUUUUUCACACCCUUUGCCCAGCACCAUUACCGCUCCCACAAUAGCACAUAUGCACACCAUCCACUGUGGUGCACUUUACCUCUUAUGUCACUGUAGAGACAAAGUGUGACCACUAUGAGCACUGCAGUAACUUUAGUUUUACUCUCAUUCAUAAUUAGCUAAAAUGCAGUUGAAACAAAUUGCUUGAUUAAUAUUUGUGAUUGGCUUUGCAUUCAGGUCUUUUAGUAUGAACCUACAGUCCUACAAUGGCAGCAGAAAAACCUUUGAAAGGUCUCGUAAGUAACAAGGACUUAGUGGAUAACCCAUUUAACCCCAGUAUAUGAUAUAUAACUUGUCAGAGUUGUAUUCAUUUUGAAUUACAUUAAUUUGCUUAAAGCAUGUUUGAGCAUUGUUAGGAUCGCAAUCACACCUCAACUCAAGCUCUAAGGGGAUAUCCUGGUUCAGGUAGUUGGCCUCUUCAUCCUAUAUUUUUAUAGGAAGUUGUCUGUUCUGUCUCUGUGAUAAGAUCGUAGACAGAUCCACCAUGCCCUGUCUGGCUGAUUUCAGAAAAUUUGCUCAGAUCUACCUGCACAACUCUCUUAAAAUCAUCUCAUCUGUAGCUUUAGGUUAAGAUCUGUAUUUAAAAUAUGAAUGGUUAAUUGCUUUCAUAGUGUGAUAAAGUUUGUUCAUUCAGGAUGGAUACAAUCCACGGCUAAAAUCUAUCUUAAGAGAAAGCCGAUUGCAUUUAUGUCUAAGAUCUACGUUUAAACUUUUUCUGCAUCUGUGUCCUCACAGUGUAGCCUGCAAUUGAAAUACAUUUCAGAUUUGUUUUAUCUGGUUGAACUUAAGUCACCAUGCACAUAUAUGUAAAUGAAGCUUGUUAUGAAUGUAGUUACAUGCACUGAAUGCUUUUUUUCCCUCAAGUCUUCUUUUUCAUGGCCGUCUACUUUGAUGGAGACGUCGUUCUUAUCCGCACUAUUUUUGUGAAAGUAUGUUUUAUUUCUGCAGUAAUUUGACUUAAUUAUUUAUGCCUGAUAUCAAAGUGAUGUGCCUUUCUGACUUAGCUAGAUAAAAGCCCCUGAACUAUGGAGUUCUGUAUGAGCUUCGUUUGUAAGUCUGCUUGUGUGUUUAAGCCUGAGGGGAACGGUCCUGAUGAAUUUGAAUUGGUAUAUCACUUCAUUUUACACUUUUACUUUUUCACUUCUGUACCUCAUACCGAGUGCGAUCAGUCACCUACUGGUACUGUCCCAUCUGGAUGUCCACAGCGUUGAAGUUUAUCUAAACAAAUAUACCAACAUGAUCCUGUUCUUUCUUUCAUACUGUACAUUUAAAAAUUCUGGUUUAAUGGUAUCAAAACAAAUCAAAUUAAAGAUUAUGGCAGCUAAUAGAUGCAAUUUAAACAGGCUGGCAUUAAGUGUUAUCAGAAAUUGUUUCAUUGGAGUAAAAUAUCAUUGAGAGUCUCCCCAUCAACAAACAUUAAAAUGUGAGAUUGGAUCAGGUGGUGAGGUACUGGGAUGGGCUGUUCUGUGAUGACUGUUAGUUUGAUUUUUUUGGCUCUCGUCUUCUCCAAAUCAGAUUCUGGCCAUGCUGUCGGGGACAGUAACCUGAAUACCUCAAAAUGUUCUCUCUUUCUGUUAACUUUCAGUUGCAGUAAAUUGACCCACUUUGUGAAGUCAAGAAUUGCAAUCAAGAGGAGCAUCUGCAUGAAAGAAACUAACAGUUUGAACAUGCCAUUACUAAACAAGCUUAGCAGCCCUGUGAUGUUGUGUUGAGAUCCUCAGAUGUUCAAUCAGGCUGUAUUCUUUUUUUCUUUUCACUAUGCUUCACUUAUCUUCUAACUUCUGUGACCAAAUCAGAGAAACUAUUAGCUUUGGAAAUAUUUUUGAGCUAUGAUAUGUGUAUAUGGAGAAAAUUAUUUCAGUUUAACCUUUUUCUGUUAUUGACAAAUGCUAUAUUGGCUUUUUUUUGUACAUAUUGAGGGCUUUUACAAGUUUGUCUCUUGUACUAUCUUUCAUCAUUUUUUUAGAUACCAUUUUCUAAAAAUUCCAAUUAUUCACAUGUAUAUUGUCUAAAUAGAUUAGUCAACAAUAGUCUAUAUAGACUUCCCUGUAUCAUCACUCAUUCAUUGUAAAAGAUAUAUGAUCUGCUGCCUGUACAUUGUAUAUAGUUGUAAAACAAAAGCUGAUCAAAUUAAAUAAAACCCACAUGAAGACAUAAGAUUAGCUAGGAAGUAUAAUUGUAUGCAUAUGUACAAAAAAUCUUAAAAGGAUGCAAUUGAACUGCAUUUGAUUAACUUUUCUUCUUUCUUCAAUCAUGAUUGGAUGUGUCAUCUUUACUUCUUUUAUAAAGGUGGUUUGGUGAGUCAGCAGGCGACUAAUUGGGGGUUUCUUAUGAUUUUGAAAUAAGGGUUGAGUCUGUCCUAACAGAUGCUGUCUGAAUGAUGUACUCUGAGAAACCUAAGCACAGUGCUGCAUAGCAGCAGAAGUGGCACCUUGCUUAAUCUGCUUCCAACCCUCAAACGCCUCUGUCCACGCCCUCUCUCAAGGGGCAGGUUUUGCCAAGAUGUAACUCUUCUUUUUGGCCUUAUAUGUGGUGGAUUGUCUGCACCAGUGACAAUUUAAGUCUAUUAAACUCUCUUGAACUUACAAAUUGAUUUGUGAAAUUUUGCCCCUUGGUCUUGGUGUGCUUUCACAGUUGCCUGGUUAUUUUUUCAUCUGACAUGUAGCACCUUUCUGAAAACAUCAAUCAGGCCAGGCCCUACUUCUAUCCUCUUAAGAGUUAUCUUUCAUCGGUCCAGUAGGUUUAAGUUGCAAUUGAGGUUUAUUCAAACAAGAGCUCAAAGAUGUUUUAUGUGCUAAGUGUGUGCUGGUACAGUGCUGUCUAUACUUGGUUUGACAAGGCUUUCUUCUGGCUAUCUUUCUUUGCUUUUGUUCCUUGUUGCUAAUGUUUGUUUCUUCUUGCACACCUCUCAGCUUCUGUUAGUUGUCUCUGAUAUGAAAGGUGGAGCUGAAACAUGAACACAUCAUGUCAAGUUGAUCUGAGCCCUUAUUUGUUUGAAUUUUACUUUACAUGGAAGUUUAUCAUGGAAAUAUAAGAAGAAGGAAGGUUUAUUUAGUCUGUGUGUUUAUACAGAGCUGCUUUAUCCCCUUUACAACCCUGGGACAAGCCUGUGCUAUAUGUUAAUAUCCACAAGGGGGAGUUGUGCAAAACAUAGGGCUGAUAGUAUGGGAAAGGAAGUUUGAUACAUCUAUUCCUGAAUGUUUAUGUUGGUGUUGUGUGUGUCUUAUUCAACCAGUAAUCUUUCAUCCACUUCUGAUUAGUUUAUUUUCAACGAUGAUGUAUCUCAUGCAGUUUUCAAUGUAAAAAAUGGAAAUAAACCCAACAUAAGUGCUCUGGACACUAUUAACUCAAAAGGAAGAAAAGCAAAGGAAACAAAUGUCCAUCAGCAUUUGAAGUGAAACUUGUAUGUGUGUUUGUGCGUGUGUGAGAGAGCGAGGAUGAUGGUGUGUUACAUGUCUUUUCUCUAGAUAGGACAUGAUUUCUGGCUGCAGUUUCAACUUUCAGCUUCUGAGCUGCAUGUGAAAACCAGUGUAAAUAAUGUCAUUUCUACUCUUGACCUGAAGCUUUUUUUUUGAAAUGCAAGAAAAGUUUAAAUUAUAAAAUCUGUCAUGCCACUUUAAAGGGUCAGUGCUAACAUGUACAAGAAGAAGUUAUUCAGAUUGUCCUUAAAAUACUGUCAGGGUUUCUAAGAGGGCAAAGAAAGUGCACAUCAAUCAUUUGGAUAAAUUGGAUAGUUGUUUUUUUUUUUUCAAUUUCUUUUUAAUUUUUAGGGUGAAUUCAGUGUUUAAAGGGCUGGAAGAGCAUCUGAAUUGCCACCAUGUUCACUUUCCCUGUUGAAUUAAAAAAAAUUAAAAAAUCCAUUGUAUUUUCAAAACAAAUCUGUUUGUAACCCCUGAGGCCUGUCCGGACUGUACAACAAUAAGGUUACUGGUUUGCUGGGAGAGGGUAGAGGCAUGGGGUUCACUUUUUCCAGUCGAGUAUGACAUGUUGAACUGGAUUCCAGUUCCAUGGCUUCAAGGUGAGUGUGAAUGUCAGACUGAAAGUAUGAAAUAAUGAUUAAAGAUGAAAAGCUGUAAACUAUUAAAUGGGAUAUUUUCAAUUUAUGCUGUGUAUUCUUGUCUUUGGGUUGGAGAAAAUGAUCAAGCGAAUAAAAAGUUAAAAUCUA